UGUAGUUGUAAUGGCGGCCUCCACGAGUGACGUGAAUGCGGACCUCUUGUAAAUAGUGAACGAAAUUGCCGAAUGAUAGUGACAAGAUGAACCAGGAGAACUGUGCCGUUGUUUUAGAAACACUUCGCAAAGCGGCCAGUCAGAACGCUGAACAGCUAAAGCCUGCCGAGCAGCAGCUCAAGUGUUGGGAAACCGAAAAGUGGUUUUACUCGGCUUUGUUGUCCAUCUUUUCAGACCAUACUGUGGAAGUUAAUGUGCGGUGGUUGGCAGUCCUGUACAUAAAGAAUGGCAUCGAACGGUACUGGAGGAAAACAGCAACUAAUGCAAUAUCAGAAGAUGAGAAGAAAGUUCUGAGGCAGAAAAUGAUAUCAAAUUUUCAUGAGCCAGUCAACCAGCUUGCCUUACAACUUGCCGUGUUGGUGUCAAAAGUCGCCCGCUUUGACUGCCCGACUGAGUGGCCCGAGCUUGUGCCAACCUUGCUACAAGUUGUCCGAAACCCAGAUGAUCUUCCACAACAGAGGAGCCUGCUCGUGCUUCAUCAUGUCACAAAAUCGCUGGCAUCAAAACGCCUUGCUGGGGACCGAAGGGUGUUUCAAGAGCUUGCCAGCAAUAUCUUUGGAUUUAUAUUGCAACUGUGGACAAACCAGACAGAAGCCUUCCUUAACCAAAUGGCAAACAACCCGAACAAUGUGGGCAUUAUGCUUGAAAAAUCAUAUCUCUGCCUCAAAGUGCUUCGCAAGUUGGUGGUGCACGGAUUCAAGGAGCCAGCACGAGUACCCGAAGCAACAAUGUUCCUCACACUUGUAUUCCAAUGGAUGAAGCCUAUGCUGGAAUGCCGUAAGACCUUGAAGUGUAUCAACCCCAAUCUUCGGCUAAUUUGUGAGAAGUAUGUAGUGCUCUUUACCAAAGUGCUGCACGAUGUUUUGGAGCUGCAUCCAUUCUCAUACAUCCCUUUCAUCAAGCCGUCAUUAGAGACUGCAGUUUCCCUUUGCUUCACAGAAGCAGGAGAAGGUCUUCUUUUUGAAAGGUUUAUAGUCCAGUCCCUCAACUUGAUCAAGGCCAUUGUUUUGUGCGCAGAGUACUCUCCUUCAAAGAUUCCCGAUGACGUACAAGACCCUGCCACGAUGGAAGCUGCUCAGAUAAAAAUGACCUUUUUCACAUACUCUACGGUGACGGAGAUGUGCCGACGGCUAGUGCUGCACUAUUUUUUGCUCACUGAGGAAGAAUUGGCUACGUGGGAUAACGAUCCUGAGGGUUUUGCCUCAGACGGAGGUGGAGAAGCAUGGAAAUUUUGCCUAAGGCAAUGCAGUGAAGUCCUGUUCCUGACGAUCUUUCAUGAGUUUCGGGAGACAUUGGCUCCACUGCUGCUUGAGAUGAUCCAGGGGAUCCAGCCAGCUGAUGGCACCAUCAGCUUUCAGGCUAUGCUCAACAGGGAUGCAGUGUACACAGCUGUUGGACUCGCCGCCUUUGACUUACAUGAUGAAUUGGACUUUGACAAUUGGUUUCUUCACGUCCUUAUUCCGGAAUUGAAGGUUUCUGAGCCGAGGUACCGCAUUGUGCGUCGUCGUGUAGCCUGGUUAAUUGGCCAGUGGGUUGGUGUCAAAAUGUCACCUGAACUGAGGCCUGUCCUGUACAAGGCUCUGAUUGAGUCCCUUGAUCCAUCUGAAGAUCUUGUUGUUCGUCUCACAGCAGCUGGAGCCGUCAAAGCUGCUGUUGAUGAUUUCGAGUUCAACACAGAACAGUUUCUUCCUUACCUGGAAUCCUAUGUGUCACUCUUAUACAAGCUGUUGCAGCAAGUGACAGAGUGCGAUACAAAGAUUAGUAUCCUGCACGUGACAUCGUUCAUCAUUGAACGAGUAGGAAGCCAGAUAAUGCCGUUUGCGGGCGACCUGGUUCAGUACCUGCCCCUCCUCUGGGAAACGUGCGGCGAGCAUCACAUGCUACGUUGUGCCAUCGUCACCACUCUUGUCCAGGUGGUGAACGGCCUCGGCGCACAGUCUGAGCGAUUGCAUCCAUUUCUGCUGCCAGUGGUGGCGUUCGGGGUGGAUGUGCGCCAGUCCCCGCACGUCUAUCUGCUCGAGGAUUGUCUCGACUUGUGGUGGGCACUUUUGGCAAACACACGCUCCACUUCAGUUGAGCUGCUGCAGCUGGCGCAGUAUCUCUUUCCUCUCUUUGAGCUUGGCUCUGAAAACAUGAAGAUGUGCCUGCAAGUGGUACAAGCCUACAUCCUUCUUUUUCCUAAAGAGUUCCUACAAACAUAUGGUGACCGGCUGCUGAAGGCAACCACUGAUCUCGUGAAUGAUCUGAACCGUGAAGGCAUGCUGUUUGUCAUGAGGAUGGUGGAACUCGUAAUUCGGGUAUUCCCAGAACAGGGCCCUCAGCUUUUCUACCCUCUUCUGGUUCAUGCAUUGGAGGAGUGCCUGGAAGGGGAGAAAGCUUCCAUGCUGACAUCAGUCUGCCUGUCCAUCAUUUCUCGAGUCAUCUUACAUUGCAAGUCCUGCUUUACAAAGCUUCUUCAAGAAGAGGCACAAGGCAAGGGUUGUGAUGCAGAGGAAGUCUUUGGGAACCUGCUGGACAAGUGGAUUGAAAAGAUGCCUCUUGUUAACCCAGUCGAGAGGGAGAAGCUUCUGGCCCUUACGCUCACUUCUAUACUAACAUCUAAUUCUAAUGCCGUGUAUGAACGAAUAUGUGGAAUUCUUCUGGCUGUUGUGGAAGUGCUGAAUGAUGUCACAAAGUGUGACAAUCUGGGAGCCCAAGUGGAUUCACUGGUUAUUAUGGACAAUGAACCUAUUCCACCGAAUGAAGAAGAGAGUGAACAUGAUCGCCGUAAGAUAGAGCUUUCCAGGCAGGACCCAGUGCACACGGUAGCCCUGCGGGACUACCUUUGCUCGCAGAUGCGCAGCCUGCGCGAGUCCCUCGGCGAACGCAACUUCGAGGAGCUCAUGGCCCAGGUCGACGUGGAGACCAUGCAGCAGCUGAAGACCUACCUGGAAGGAAACAGCCAGACCAACGCGGGUAGCGCAGCGUACGCUGCUCUCUUUGCCUCUGGCAACCAGAACAUCACGGCCACCCUCCACACUUCUAACACUCACCCAACCUGAUGGACUGCAGCCAUUCUGCUGCCCCCACUUCCACUCUCGCUCUUAAACUUUUUUUUUUUUCGUAAUAAUGAAAGAAAAAAAUGAAAGAGUGGUUGUGUGUAAAAAGAUAUAUUUGGUUGGAUGGAGGUGUGCUGUGGAGAAUGACAAAUGCUGGCUAGAGUUUAUGACAUUGUAUAGCACUGUUGAUGCAGUACUGUGCAAGAGAAAGUCGCCAUUUUCUUUUUCUUCUUCUUUUUUAGCAGUUUGUGGCUCAGGAAGAACGAGGAGAAACAUGUUCCUGCUAUGAUUGGUGUGGGCAGGACAGUAACAUUGCUGGCAUUGGUUGAUUGUCCAUUUAAUCUGUUCAGCCCACGUUUUUAUCACUUUAUAUUUUUCUCUGUGGCUAAUGUAGAGGACCCCUGACCUUUAAGGUUGGCACUUGAAUGACAUGCUUUGUCGUUACUGUGAACUUGCAAAUGUUUGAGGCUGUCACACUGCGAAUAACCUGGAUGCUACCUAAAUGUAAGUGAUUGGAUGUGUGUUGAGAGACAUGGUUACUUUUUUUUGAUAAUGAACUGCUUUCAAGCUGCUUUAAUUGUAGCUGCGCAAGAGAAACUUGCAAGGUUUUUAUGCUCUUUAAGCUUUUCUUCCUGCGGUAUAAGAUCAAUUGAACGAAAACAAUUUGUAUUUUUUUUUUUUGUUGUUGCGCUAGUAAUGAAAUGAACAUAUGCUAUUGCAUUUGCAUGUUUUUUGCUUUUUGAGCAGUUAUUUCAUUUGGGAACAAAAAAAGCGCGCAAAUGCAUCUCUGUUUAAAAAUAUUUUAAGUUACGUGUUUGUCCAGUUAGAUUUUUUUUUUUUUAGCUUUUAUACUGUAGACAGUAGCCGGCCGCACUAUUUUUUUUUUUUCUUGCUAGGUCCAAAUUCAUCUGAAGUAGUAUGACUAAUCUGCUUGUUCAAACACUUUAUCAUAAUUGUAUAGCCUUUCUUUUUCCUGCAAUUUCCAUCCAGUCGAACCCAGAUAUAUCGAACCCACAUAUAUAAUGAAUUAUUGUGUAUAACAAACAGCAGUAAAAUCCCCAUGAACAUUUUGUAUAAAAAUUUAUUUUAUAUAUCAAAUUACUUGUAUAUCUAACUUUUUGUGAUCCCCUUCUGAUUCGGUAUAUCCGGGUUCGACUGUAGUACUUUUAGAUUGCCCGCUCAGAGAGGCACAACAUUCAAGCUUAUUCAAGGAGACACCGUCUAUACAGAUGUUGGAGAACAUUUGGCUUACAGUCAAUAUGUGCAUUUUUCUGUUGCUUUAAUUUUGUGCUGUUUGUUGAUAUGAUGACUUUUUUUAUAUAGUCUUCAUUCAGUUUGAAAUGAUCAAUUCAUGCAGCGCUUCUAUGAUGUAAAUUGUAAGUUCUUUGCUUUAAUAUUGACAAAGUCUUGCACAAGAGUGUCUAUUAGCUGGAGCAUGGAGGGCAUGAUGACAUUCAACGACAAAGCGGGAAUAAAAGAAAAUACAGGCAUUGUACCAUGCAGUGUGAGAAGCUAUAUACUUAAAAUUCUUUCACUAGUGUCUUGCAGCAACACUGCUCUGGCAAUUGACUCCUGAUGCCUCAUUUGGCUUUCAUAAUUUCUUUUUUUUUUUUUUUUGUUGUUGUAAAAGUGGUCAUUUUAUGACGAAUUUGUUUGUUUGGAGGAAUGACCUGUACUGGCAUUGGUGCAACUACAUCCUGAUUUACACUGUCUUCUCUCAGUACAUCUGAGUAAAAGCUGCACGUUUUUUUUAUUUGCACUCUUGUUUAUAUUGCCAAUGACAGAGAUGCUUGUUUUUGUUACAUAAAAGCAAAGGUUGUUAAUAAAUGUUUCCCACGCCAA
Molecule: messenger RNA, 4940 nt
Organism: Dermacentor silvarum
Lineage: Eukaryota; Metazoa; Arthropoda; Arachnida; Ixodida; Ixodidae
Gene: Impbeta11
Product: importin-11
Exons: 26
Coding region: 87-3101 (1004 amino acids)
Biological process (GO): protein import into nucleus
Cellular component (GO): nuclear envelope; cytosol
Molecular function (GO): small GTPase binding
Source: RefSeq, a predicted model, not a curated record